Molecule: messenger RNA, 511 nt
Organism: Paramecium tetraurelia
Lineage: Eukaryota; Ciliophora; Oligohymenophorea; Peniculida; Parameciidae
Exons: 3
Biological process (GO): positive regulation of ATP-dependent activity; protein folding
Cellular component (GO): cytosol
Molecular function (GO): ATPase activator activity; protein-folding chaperone binding
Source: RefSeq, a predicted model, not a curated record
AUGGACAAUUCAAAGAAGGAGCAUUCAUAUACAUAUUGGGUUAAACAUGAUCCAAAUCAUCCAAAAAUUGAUUGUUAACCCAAAAAAGUAGAGGAUCCUUCCUAAGUGCAACAACCUUAAACAAUUGGAUCACAAUGGAAUGUCUCAGGAACUUGGGAGGAAUAGAAAGUACCCAUGAAUGAGAUUAAGAAAUCGUUGGAGAAUAUUGUUGGAAUGAAAAUCGGAUAAACUAAGAUUUCAGCCGUAGAAUCAGUCGAAGGGGAAGCUCAUUUAUUUUUAAGCAGGGGGAAGAAGAGAAUGGGUUAUCAUUUGAAAAUCACAUAUGCUCUUGAAGACGAUGGCCAAAUCAAAUACACAGACUUUACAGAUGAUGGAGAUAGAGAUUAUGUAUUAGAAGAUGUCAAUGAUGAAACAGUCAAACAUUAAAUUGAAGAAUUGCAUGAUAGAACAAAACAAUAUGUAGAAGUGUUUAAAAAUUGAUAUUGGUCUAUAUUUAUUUUUAAAGUUAUUU